This is a messenger RNA of Loxodonta africana (African savanna elephant), 11743 nucleotides long. It is a transcript of the gene ASCC3, whose product is annotated as activating signal cointegrator 1 complex subunit 3. NCBI's taxonomy places the organism in Eukaryota, Metazoa, Chordata, Mammalia, Proboscidea, Elephantidae. The record is from RefSeq and is a predicted model, not a curated record. The coding region runs from base 169 to 5955 and encodes 1928 amino acids. The transcript is spliced from 38 exons. Gene Ontology annotation, molecular function: ATP hydrolysis activity; ATP binding; nucleic acid binding.
GCUCCCGCCCCGCCCCGCCCCGCCCCGCCCGGUCCUAUUUCUCCCAGCCGGGGCUGUGGGUUUGUCCGGGGGUCGGGUGGUGUUUUCGGGUGGUUCGCUGCGACUGGAAGCGAUCUGCGCAGGCCUCGCGCGGAUUUCUCAUUGUAUGGAUCACUGAUUGAAUAAUAUAUGGCUUUACCUCGUCUUACAGGAGCCUUGCGCUCCUUUUCAAAUGUCACCAAACAAGAUAAUUACAGGGGAGAAGUGGCUGACAUAAAGAUGAAACGAUCCAAACUUCAUGAAAAAAAUUUAGAUUUGGGCCUGACAUGGACGAAGAUAGUAAAAUUUUUGAAUGAAAAUCUGGAUAAGAAUGAAGUACAAAGUGUAAAUGAAGACUUAAAAGAUAUAUUACAGGCUGCAAAACAAAUAGUUGGAAUGGAUAAUGGACAAGAAGCAAUUGAAAGUGGGGCCGCAUUUCUCUUCAAGACAUUUUGCUUGAAGAACUUCCUUGGUGACAACGAGAUAAAGGAAAUCAAACUGAUGUUUGGUCCCUUUCCAUUAUCAUCUGCCACUGCAGCUUGUAAAGCCACUGGUCGAAUUACUGCUCAUUUUAGUGAAGACCGUCUUACUGCUCUCGUCCAGAAGACAGAAAAGGAAAAUGAGGAAAGAGUUAUAUUUGGUAAAAAUAUAGCAUUUUCAUUUGAUAUGCAUGAUUUGGACCACUUGGAUGAACUGCCAGUAAAUGGUGAUGAUCAGAAAACAAUAAGCCUAGAUUACCAGAAGUUUCUGAAUGAACGUUUUCAGGAGACGUGUACCCCAAAAGUCAAGUCCGUGGAAAAAACAGAUGGUUCCUUUUUAUGGUGUGAAGUUGAGAAGUACUUAAAUGCAACUUUAAGAGGAACGACUGAAACACCAAGAAUAGAAGAUCUUUGCUGCACUUUAUAUCAUAUGCUUGCUUCUGUUAAAAGUAGUGAUGAACUUCAGAAUGAGCUAUUUGAACUGUUGGGACCUGAAGGACUUGAACUUAUUGAGAAGCUCCUCCAGAACAGAAUUAUGAUUGUGGAUAGAUUUCUUAGUUCUUCAAAUGAUCAUAAAUUUCAGGCUCUUCAAGAAAAUUGCAAAAGAAUUUUAGGAGAAAAUGCUAGACCUAGUUAUGGUUGCCAAGUCACUAUUCAUUCUGAACAAGAAAAGCAGUUAAUGAAACAAUAUCGCCGUGAAGAAAAACGAAUUGCCAGACGAGAAAAAAAGUUUGGAGAAGAUGGAGAAGUUUCAGGAGAAGCAAUAAUGUACUUUGAUCCUAAGGAAAUGCGGAUACAAAGAGAACAGGCACUUCUGAAUGCUAGAAGCUUUCCAAUCCUGAGCAGGCCGAGAGAGACAGGUGUUGGGAAAAUACGUUAUCCCCACGUUUAUGAUUCCCAGGCUGAAGCCAUGACAACAUCAGCAUUCAUUGCUGGUGCAAAGCUGAUUUUACCAGAAGGAAUCCAAAGAGAUAAUAACAGGAUCUAUGAAGAAGUAAAGAUUCCCUACAGUCAACCAAUGCCAGUUGGCCUUGAGGAAAAGCCAGUUUAUAUCCAAGACUUAGAUGAGAUUGGGCAGCUGGCUUUUAAAGGAAUGAAGAGACUCAAUAGAAUCCAGUCAAUAGUGUUUCAGACUGCCUACAACACCAAUGAGAACAUGCUGAUUUGUGCCCCAACUGGAGCUGGGAAGACCAACAUUGCGAUGCUUACAAUAUUGCAUGAAAUUCGCCAACAUUUUCAACAAGGUGUUAUCAAAAAGAAUGAAUUUAAGAUUGUAUAUGUUGCUCCAAUGAAAGCCUUGGCAGCUGAAAUGACAAAUUACUUCAGCAGACGUCUAGAGGCACUGGGCAUCAUUGUGAAAGAAUUGACUGGUGAUAUGCAGUUGUCAAAAUCUGAAAUUCUACGCACUCAGAUGCUUGUGACCACACCAGAAAAAUGGGAUGUAAUGACAAGAAAGAGUGUUGGGGAUGUAGCACUCUCUCAAAUUGUCAGGCUCCUUAUUCUUGAUGAAGUCCAUUUGCUGCAUGAAGAUAGAGGACCAGUGUUAGAAAGCAUAGUUGCACGUACUUUACGACAGGUCGAAUCUACACAGAGUAUGAUAAGGAUACUUGGACUCUCUGCAACUUUACCCAACUACCUCGAUGUCGCUAUGUUUUUACAUGUUAAUCCCCACAUUGGACUUUUCUACUUUGAUGGCCGUUUUCGACCAGUACCUCUUGGACAGACAUUUUUGGGGGUUAAGAGUGCAAAUAAGGCACAGCAGUUGAAUAACAUGGAUGAAGCAUGUUAUGAAAGUGUUUUGAAGCAAGUAAAGGCUGGACAUCAGGUGAUGGUGUUUGUACAUGCUCGAAAUGCCACUGUAAGAACAGCAAUGUCUCUAAUAGAAAGAGCAAAAAAUAAUGGCCAGAUACCCUUCUUUUUGCCUACCCAAGGACCUGAAUAUGGACACGCAGAAAGACAAGUGCAAAGGUCCAGAAAUAAGCAAGUACGAGAAUUAUUCGCAGAUGGUUUUAGUAUUCAUCAUGCAGGAAUGCUUCGGCAGGACAGAAAUUUGGUUGAAAAUUUGUUUUCUAAUGGGCAUAUCAAAGUCCUAGUCUGUACCGCUACCUUAGCCUGGGGUGUCAAUCUUCCCGCUCAUGCUGUUGUUAUUAAGGGAACACAAGUAUAUGCUGCAAAAAGAGGCUCCUAUGUUGACCUUGGAAUUUUAGAUGUCAUGCAGAUAUUUGGUCGAGCAGGAAGACCACAAUUUGACAAAUUUGGGGAAGGAAUCAUCAUAACAACGCAUGAUAAACUCAGCCAUUACCUCACUCUGCUCACUCAACAAAACCCGAUCGAGAGUCAGUUUCUAGAAAGCCUCGCAGAUAACUUAAAUGCAGAGAUUGCUCUGGGAACAGUUACUAAUGUGGAAGAAGCAGUGAAGUGGAUAAGUUACACUUAUCUUUAUGUACGGAUGAGAGCAAAUCCAUUAUUAUAUGGCAUCAGUUACAAGGGUUAUCAGAUGGACCCAACAUUAGAAAAACAUCGAGAACAACUGGUCAUUGAAGUUGGACGAAAGCUAGACGAAGCUCGGAUGAUUCGUUUUGAGGAGCGAACUGGGUAUUUUUUCUCCACUGAUCUGGGUAGAACCGCCAGUCACUACUAUAUUAAAUAUAACACCAUUGAGACUUUUAAUGAACUCUUUGAUGCUCACAAAACAGAAGGUGAUAUCUUUGCCAUAGUCUCCAAAGCUGAAGAAUUUGAUCAGAUCAAGGUCAGAGAUGAAGAAAUAGAGGAGUUAGAUGCUUUGUUGAACAAUUUCUGUGUACUCUCAGCUCCUGGGGGUGUAGAGAACAGUUAUGGAAAGAUAAAUAUCCUGCUUCAAACUUAUAUCAGCCGAGGAGAACUGGACAGUUUCUCUCUUAUAUCAGAUUCUGCAUAUGUUGCACAGAAUGCAGGUAGAAUUUUCCGUGCUCUUUUUGAGAUUGCUCUGAGGAAACGUUGGCCUGCCAUGACCUACAGGCUCCUGAAUCUUAGUAAAGUCAUCGACAAGAGGCUUUGGUGUUGGGCCAGCCCUUUGAGACAAUUUUCAGUCUUACCACCACACAUUCUUACAAGAUUAGAAGAAAAAAAUCUUAGUGUGGAUAAGCUGAAAGACAUGAGGAAAGAUGAAAUAGGUCACAUAUUGCAUCAUGUGAAUAUUGGACUGAAGGUCAAACAGUGUGUUCAUCAGAUUCCUUCAGUUACGAUGGAAGCAUCCAUUCAGCCCAUCACACGGACUGUCCUCCGGGUGACACUCAGCAUCUGUCCUGAUUUCAUGUGGAAUGAUCAGGUGCAUGGGACAGUAGGAGAACCCUGGUGGAUUUGGGUAGAAGAUCCUACAAAUGAUCAUAUUUAUCAUUCAGAGUAUUUUUUAAUUCUAAAAAAACAGGUCAUUCGUAAAGAAGCUCAAAUACUGGUAUUUACAAUCCCUAUUUUCGAGCCUCUGCCUUCCCAAUACUACAUCCGAGCAUUGUCUGAUAGGUGGCUGGGAGCUGAGGCUGUGUGUAUUAUCAACUUCCAACAUCUAAUUCUACCAGAGAGACAUCCUCCUCAUACAGAAUUACUGGAUCUUCAGCCUUUACCAGUCACAGCUUUGGGAUGUGGAGAAUAUGAAGCCCUGUAUAACUUUACCCACUUUAACCCUGUGCAGACACAAAUAUUUCAUACGCUGUAUCACACAGACUGUAAUGUCCUACUUGGAGCACCCACAGGAUCAGGGAAGACUGUUGCGGCUGAAUUAGCCAUUUUCAGAGUCUUCAACAAGUACCCCAAUUCAAAGGCUGUAUAUAUUGCACCCCUAAAGGCCCUUGUACGUGAAAGAAUGGAUGACUGGAAAGUUAGAAUAGAAGAAAAACUUGGAAAAAAAGUUGUUGAACUAACAGGGGAUGUGACUCCUGAUAUGAAAUCCAUUGCCAAGGCUGACCUUAUUGUCACUACACCAGAGAAAUGGGAUGGAGUCAGCAGAAGCUGGCAAAAUAGGAACUAUGUUCAGCAAGUCACUAUUCUCAUCAUAGAUGAGAUCCAUCUGCUUGGGGAUGAAAGAGGUCCAGUUCUAGAGGUCAUUGUAUCUCGAACAAAUUUCAUCUCAUCGCACACAGAAAAGCCUGUUAGAAUAGUUGGUCUGUCCACUGCAUUAGCUAAUGCUAGAGACCUUGCUGACUGGCUCAAUAUUAAGGAGAUGGGCUUGUUCAACUUCCGACCAUCUGUACGCCCAGUUCCACUGGAAGUUCACAUUCAAGGCUUCCCAGGUCAACAUUACUGUCCUCGUAUGGCUAGUAUGAAUAAACCUACAUUUCAGGCAAUUAGAAGCCAUUCCCCAGCCAAACCUGUUUUGAUAUUUGUCUCUUCAAGACGUCAAACUCGUCUUACUGCUUUAGAAUUGAUAGCCUUUCUGGCUACUGAAGAAGAUCCAAAGCAAUGGUUGAACAUGGAUGAAAGAGAGAUGGAGAGCAUCAUUGGAACACUAAGAGAUUCCAACCUGAAGCUGACACUUGCUUUCGGAAUAGGAAUGCAUCAUGCUGGACUACAUGAGAGGGAUCGAAAAACAGUAGAGGAACUGUUUGUGAACUGUAAAGUUCAGGUUCUUAUUGCUACAAGCACAUUAGCCUGGGGUGUAAACUUUCCAGCUCAUUUAGUAAUUAUUAAGGGAACAGAAUAUUAUGACGGAAAAACAAGACGUUAUGUGGAUUUUCCCAUUACAGACGUGCUCCAGAUGAUGGGGCGUGCUGGGAGGCCUCAGUUUGAUGACCAAGGCAAAGCUGUAAUUCUGGUCCAUGACAUAAAGAAAGACUUCUACAAAAAAUUUCUUUAUGAGCCUUUCCCAGUAGAAUCAAGCUUAUUAGAAGUGCUCUCUGACCAUUUAAAUGCAGAGAUUGCUGGUGGCACAAUAACAUCUAAGCAGGAUGCAAUGGAUUAUAUCACCUGGACUUACUUUUUCCGUCGUCUUAUCAUGAACCCCAGCUACUACAGUUUGGGUGAUGUGAGCCAUGAUUCUGUGAACAAAUUUCUAUCUAAUCUGGUUGAAAAGUCCCUGGUUGAGUUGGAACAUUCCUACUGUAUUAAAAUUGGAGAGGAUAAUCGGAGCAUUGAAACUCGGACAUAUGGCCGAAUUGCCUCCUAUUACUAUUUGAAGCACCAAACAGUUAAAAUGUUCAAGGAGCAUUUGAAACCAGAAUGCAGUGUUGAAGAAUUGCUUUCCAUCCUGAGUGAUGCAGAAGAAUACACAGAUUUGCCAGUAAGACACAAUGAAGAUCAUAUGAAUAGUGAACUGGCAAAAUGUCUUCCCAUUCAACUAAAUCCUCAUUCAUUUGACAGCCCCCACACCAAAGCACAUCUCCUGCUACAGGCACAUCUCAGCCGAGCCAUGCUGCCCUGCCCAGAUUAUGACACUGAUACCAAAACUGUCUUGGACCAAUCUCUCAGAGUAUGCCAGUUAUUCUAGUCCCUACGCUAUCACUGACACAUCAGGAUGACUAUUUGGAAACAAUUGGAAAAGGAAGAAAAUUUUCACAGAGGAGGAAAAAGUAUAAAGGGAGUUAAAAGAAAGGGUGCAAGUCUACAGGAUGUCAAGAGGUGGGUAGAAAGACCAGUGCUGAACAUCACCUGUCCAACUGCAUGUAUACACCCGACAGCCGCAGAAUCGUGAAGACACUAUAAGAACUAAAUUCACAGACUUCUUAAACUGAAGUUUAGAUUUUAGAGAAAAAAUUUUAAUACUGAACCUUAGAGCUAGAGCUUGUUAUCUCCCUGUUAAUAUGCCUCUUUAUGUAUACUGAAUGAUGUGAUUUUUCUUUUAAACAUGGCCUACAUUAAUGUUUCUAUUUCCUUGCAACGAAGUUUGCUUGACUAGGUCACGGUGCUCAGUGUUCUGUUUUACCAUUGGAUCAUUGAAAUCCUGAAUUUAGUUGUGCUUCAAAAGAUAUUUAAUGCCUGUAUCUCUAAUAUUACAAGGAGACCUGGUGGUGCAGCAGUUAAAGCACUUAGCUGCUAACCUAAAGGUCAGGAGUUUGAGCCCACCAGCUGUUCUGUGGGAGAAAGAUGUGGCAGUCUGCUGCGGUAAAGAUUUACAGCUUUGGAAACUGUAUAGGGCAGUUCUACUCUGUCCUAUAGUGUUUCUGUGAGUCGGAAUCGACUCGACAGCAGUGGGUUGGUUAGUUGGUUGGUUGGUUGGUAUAUCCAAUACUAAAAUCUAAUAUCUCACUACAUGCUAGAUUAAAAUUAAGUAUUUUCGUUUUUCAGAAAUUGCAUUGACGUGAAAGAAAUCUCCCCUGUUUUCUAUCUUUUCAGGAACACCCUCACCAGUGCUUGACCCUAAGUGAAAUCUGGCUGUCCUAGAGUACUCAUUUUCCUUCUUGCAUGAAAAAUCCCCCCUUUAUUUUAUCAUUCUCACAAGCUAUGAAAAUUCUGCAACUGUAUUUCAACAAAUGUUUUACUUUGGAUAUCCAUAGAUUUCUUUAUCUGCUAUCCUCUAAACUCUAGAUCUCUUUUCCUACUUUCCUCAAACACCAGAUUCAUAGUCUUCAGCUCCACCAUAGUGGCUUCAACAGGUGUCCUUUAUAACCUAAUCAUGUGCAUCCUAAACACCUCUACUCAAAUGACUAUUAUAUCCAUCCCACUUGAGCCACCACUUCCCUGAUAUCAUCCUCUAAGUCUCCUCUCUGACCACAGCAUCUUUAUCAGUCAGCUUAACUGAACAUUUCUGUUACUCAUUAUGACCUUGAAUCUCUUAUCCUCUUCCUGGUCCCUCAGUUUAGUCCUCAGUCCCCUUAUGACUUCACUUGCUGCCAUAAGCAGGAUUGGCCCCUGAGUUGGUCAUUUCAACAGUGAUGUCACUAGUACUCUAAAAUCUCUCACCUCCCUGAAUAAUCAUCAGCAUCUGAAUUUUCAGCUUUCACACCCAUCGCUAAUUAUUGUUGGAAAUAAUCAUAAAACAUUGUUAACCAUUUCUACUACAAAGUCAUGCUGUUGAAACUGACUACUGCUCCAGUUUUAUUCACAUCAUUAAUUUACCCUAGUACUUAUCCUAAACCCUUUUUUCUCUCUUCUCCCAGCAAGAGACAUCAUCUCCUGUUUACAAAAAUGAUUGAGACACUCUAAUGUAAGGGUCUGUCAGUUCGUCAUACUGUGCUGGCUUACAUGGUACUAUGGAAGUUAUGCCACCAGUAUGUCAAAUACCAGCAGGGUAGCCCAUGGUGGAAAGGUUUUAGUGGAGCUUCCAGACUAAGACAGACUAGAAAGAAAGACAUGAUGGUCUACUUCUGAAAAAACUGGCCAGUGAAAACCUUAUGGACAGCAGUGGAACACUGAUACAGUGCCAGAAAAUGAGCCCUUCAGGUUGGAAAGCACUCAAAAUAUAACUGGGGAAGAGCUGCCUCCUCAAAGUAGAGUCGACCUUAAUGACAUGGAUGUAGUAAAGCUUUCAGGAGCUUCAUUUGCUAAUGUGGCAUGACUCCAAAUAAGAAGAAACAACUGUAAACAUACAUUAAUAAUCAGAACAUGGAAUGUAUGAAGUAUGAAUGAAAGAAAAUUAGAAGUCAAAAAUGAAAUGGAAUUCUUGAGAUCAAUAUCCAAGGCAUUAGUGAGCUGAAAUGGUCUGGUAUUGGCCAUUUCGAAAUGGACAAUCAUGUAGUCUACUAUGCCAGAAAUGACAAAUUGAAGAGGGAUCACCUCAUGUUCAUCAUCAAAAAGAACAUUUCAAGAUCUAUCCUGAAAUAUAAAGCUAUCAGUGAUAGGAUGAUAUCUAUAUGCCUACAAGGAAGACCAAUUAAUACGACCGUUAUUCAAAUUUACGCACCAGCCACUCAUGCCAAAGAUGAAGAAAUUGAACAUUUUACGAACUUAUGCAGUCUGAAAUUGACCAAACAUACAAUCAAGAUGCAUUGAUAAUUACUGGUGAUUAGAAUGUAAAAGUUAGAAACGAGAAGGAUCAGUAGUUGGAAAAUAUGGCCUUGGUGAUAGAAAUGAUACAGGAGAUCACUUAAAAGAAUUUUGCAACACCAAUGACCUGUUCAUUGGAAGUACCUUUUUCAAUCACGUAAAUUGCAGAUAUACACAUGGACGUUACCAUGUGGAAUAUACGGGAAUCAAAUUAACUACAUCUGUGGAAAGAGGCAAUGGAGAAGCUUGAUACCAUCAGUCAGAACAAGCCUGGGGGCUGACUGUGAAACAGACUAUCAGUUGCUCAUAUGCAAGUUCAAGUUCAAGCUGAAGAAAACUGAAAAAAGCCCAUGAGAGCCAACGAACGACCUUGAGUAUACCCCUACCCUUAAUUUAGAGACCAUCUCAAGAAUAGAUAUGAUGCACUGAACACUAAUGAUCAAAGACAAGACCAUUUGUGGAACGACAUCAAAGAUAAAGAAAGCAAAAGGUCAUGAAAAAGAGACAAAAGGAAAAAAGGCUAAAAUGAAUGUCAGAAGAGACUGUGAAACUUCCUCUUGAACAUACAGUAGCUAAAGCAAAAGGAGACAUGAGUAAAAGGGCUGAACAGAAGAUUUCAAAUGGCGAUUCAAUAUGACAAAGUAAAAUAUUAUAAUGAAACUUGCAAAGACCUGGAAUUAGAAAACCAAAAGAGAAGAACACACUAGGCAUUUCUCAAGCUGAAAGAGCUGAAGGAAAAAUUCAGGCUCGAGUUGCAAUAUUGAAGGAUUCUAUGGAUAAAAUAUUGAACAAUGCAGGAAGCAUCAAAAGAAAGUGGAAGAAUUACACAGAGUCAUCAUACCAAAAAGAAUUGCUCGAUGUUCAACCAAUUGAGGAGGUAGUAUGUGACGAAAAACCUAUGGUACUGAAGGAAUUAGUCCAAGCUGCACUGAAGGAACUGGCUAAAAAUAAGGCUUCAGGGAUUGACAUAAUACCAAUUGAGAUUUUCAGCAAAUGGAUGCGACUCUGGAAGUGCCCACUCAUCUAUGCCAAGAAAUUUGGAAGAUAGUUACCUGGACAGUUGACUGGAAGAGGUCCAUAUCCAUGCCCGUUCCAAAUAAAGGUGAUCCAGUGGAAUGCAGAAAUUAUCGAACAAUAGCAUUAACAUCAAUGCAAGUAGAAUCUCGCUCAAGAUAAUUUAAAAACAGUUGCAGUGCAGUACAUUUACCAGGAACUGUCAGAAAUUCAAGACAGAUUCAGAAGAGGACAUGGAACGAGGGAUAUCAUUGCUGAUGUCAGAUGGGUAUUGGCUGAAAGCAAAGAAUACCAGAAGGGUGUUUACCUGUGUUUUAUUGACUAUGCAAAGGCAUUUGGCUCUGUGGAUCAUAGCAAAUUAUAGAUAACACUAUGAAGAAUGGGAAUUCUGUAACACUUAAUUGCGCUCAUGCAGAACCUGUACAUAGAUCAAGAGGCAGUUAUUCCAACAGACAAGUGGAUACUGCAUGUUUUAAAAUCAGGAAAGGUGUGCAUCAGGGCUGUAUACUUUCACCAUAUUUACUCAGUCUGUACGUUAAGCAAAUAAUCCAAGAAGCUGAACUAUAUGGAGAAGAACAUGGCAUCAGGAUUGAAGCAACACUCAUUAACAACCUGCAAUAUGCAGACGACACAAUCUUGCUUCCUGAAAGUGAAGAGGACUUGAAGGACUUACUGAUGAAAAUCAAAGACCACAGCCUUCAGUUUGGAUUACAUCUCAACAUAAAGAAAACAAAAAUCUUUGCAAAUGGGCCAGUAAAUAAUGUCAUGAUAAAUGGAGAAAAUAUUGAAGUUGUCAAGGAUUUCAUUUUACUUGGAUCCACAAUCAAUGCCCAUGGAAACAGCAGUCAAGAAAAUCACAUGACGUAUUGGAUUGGGCAAAUCUGCUACAAAAGACCUCUUUAAAGUGUUCAAAAGCAAAGAUGUCACUUUUAGAACUAAGGUGCACCUGACCCAAGCUAUGGUAUUUUCAGUUGCCUCAUAUGCAUGCAAAAGCUGGACCAUGAAUAAGGAAGACCAAAGAAGAAUUGAUACCUUUGAAUUAUGGUGUUGGUGAAGAAUAUUGAACAUUUGAAUUAUGGUAUUGGUGAAGAAUUAUGGUGUUGGUGAAAACCAUGGAAGUUCAGGAGAACGAACAGGUCUGUCUUGGAAUAAGUACAGCCCAAACGCUCCUUAGAAGCAAGGAUGGCGAACUUUGUUUUACAUACUUUGGACAUGUAAUGGGGGAGGGACUGGUCCCUGGAAAAGAAGAUCAUGCUUGGUAAAAUAGAGGUUCAGCAAAAAAGAAGAACUUCAUCGAGAUGAACUGACACAGUGUCUGAAACAGUGGGCUCGAACAUGGCAUCAAUUGUGAGGGUCACACAGGACUGAGCAGUGUUUUGUUCUGUUGUACAUGGGGUGGAUAUGAGUCUGAACUGACUCGAGCGUGCCUAACAACAACAAUAUGAGCACUCUCAGUUACCCUCUCUGCACCUCCAAGCUUCUCUUUCUUUAGUGACUGUGCGUGUGAGAUCUUUGGUGACCAGCUGCAGCGCUUCUUUUUACCCCAGCAGCAGAAAUUUAAUUUAUUCCAUGCUUAGUAUAUGCUGCCCUCUAUUUUGAUUUAUGCUUUCCAGCCCCUAACCUCAAGAAUAUUACAGUCCACCUGGAAAGAUAGAAAGUGAACUUUCUGAUAAUAAGAUAAUAUGGUAUUAGUGUGUUAGCAACUGGUUAAAGCUUUCGGAAGAUAGACACAAGCCUUAGAAAGCCCUUUAUCUAAUUUCUGAAUUUUUCAGAUGAGGAAAACAAGUACCAGUGGUUAAGUGAUUUGUCCAAGGUCUUACAAUUAAUUUAUAGGCACAAGUCUCUAAACCGUCAGGCCAAGUGUCUUUCUAGUAUAUCACACCACCUUCAAACCAGUAUCAAGUGUUCGUGAAUUAUAUUUUUGUUUACACUUCAUCCAAACUUAGGGUUUGCUUUAAACAUUCUGUCUUUCUGUCUUGUAAGGAAAUCUUUGGGUAGUCCCAUUCUACCUAGUAAUCACGUUCCUUAUAGAAUCUCCCAAUCUAAUUCAGGACCCCAUUCAAAUCCCAUUUACUUUCCUCCUCAUCCUGAAUUUUAAACACAGUAUACUUAUACUGGUUAAAAGCAGGCCCUUUGGAGUCAGUCUCCUCAAAAUCAGAAUUCUAUCUAUAACCAUUUACCAGAGCUAUUUGGCCUGAGGCAUGCUUCUUUAUCUCCAGAGCCACGAGUAAAAUGGAUUUAAAUUCAAUAACUUGUAUAAAAUGGUUAGCAGAGUAUUUGAUAAAUAGUACCCACUUAACAAACAUCUUUUUUUUUUUUUUAACAAACAUCUACUAUAA